AUGCACACUGUCACGGGUCGACUCAUCCUUGUUCAUUGCUGCUCUUGUGGCUUCCCAGGUCAAAUCGAUGCAGUUAGGACCACUGGCCAGGCCAUCAACAACCUCGUUCGCCUUUCCUUCUUCGUUACUGCCCCCAUCUUUGUCAUCCUCGCCAUCAAUGACGCUGCACGGGACACAGAUACAGCCAUGCCCUUCGCCCUUCACGCCAUGUUCACCAGCUUUUCUAUCCUCUCUUGCGUGGCCUUUACUCACUCUGUCCAUGUUCAUGUCAUUCAAGACAAGAUCGUGGCAAACGCCAUUUUGACAAACACAGCCAUCCCUCUCGCCUCCUUCAUCGCCGUUUUCACUACGGGCGCCAUGCUGUUCAGCUAUUCCUCGCAAAUCUUGACUUUGAAGGCCAUGAUUCUCAUAUGGAGAAUCUUUAUGCCCCUUCUGUGCGCGUUCGAGUUAUACGAGUUGAAAAAAGAGCCACAGAGUUUCCACCACCCUUCAAACUGGCAUGGGGGUUUUGAGAGCUUCCAAUCGGUCCUCCACCUCUGCCAGCGAGGACGUCCUGGGUUCUUCUCUGCUUGCCAACACGCGCCUUCACGACAUUGA
Messenger RNA from Penicillium waksmanii, 597 nucleotides. RefSeq lists its product as uncharacterized. NCBI's taxonomy places the organism in Eukaryota, Fungi, Ascomycota, Eurotiomycetes, Eurotiales, Aspergillaceae. The coding region runs from base 1 to 597 and encodes 198 amino acids. The record is from RefSeq and is a predicted model, not a curated record. The transcript has a single exon.